AUGCCCAGUGUCUCCAACGUUGCUCGAGCCCCUGCUCCAAAUACUCACCAUGCAGGUAGGCGACACAGGAGGACCAAGAACGGCCCGGUCGACAUUGCGGUCCCAGGAUUGUUCCAGGAAACGAUCUUCUCGGCUCCAGACCUCGUGCGGCAAAUCGCCAGCUACCUGGCCAAGGACGAAUUGAGGGCUGUCAUACGUGUCAACCAUGCUUGGAACGCCCUUUGGUCCCCCUAUGCCCACUCAUACCUGCUCAUCAAGAAGCACAGCCCGACCCGUAGAUUUUCCAAGCUCCAGAUCUACGGCCAGCAUGUCAGGAUUCUGGAGACCAGAGAUCUGCAGCCGAGAAACGCUGUUCAUCUGAUCUGCCAUAUGAAAAACCUGCAUUCACUGACACUUGGCCACACUGGUUCCUUGAGCACCCAGCAACUUCAGGAGAUUGCCGAGCCCGCCUCUCAGCUUCGAGUUCGCAUUGACGACGUCCCCUUCAUGCUCAAGUCCUGCCGGAAACUCAAAUCGCUGGUUUUAAGGGCGAGUACCCUUGUCGAGGAAUUCACGGAUUCCAAGAAAUACACGGAUUUGGUCAAGGCCAACGAAAGCCAAUGGGCGAACUCUUCCCUUCAGUCCCUGUCCCUCGAUCAUCAGAAGGUGGAGCGGUGCCUAUUCCAAGCGGACGAUUUCAAGCGAGCGGGGCCCUGGAUCCGCCGCCUCUUUCAGCACAUCCCUAACUUCGACACCAUCAAAUUCUUGGGCUGCGGCACUAUCUUACCCUGGGGAUGGUACUGUAUCCUUUCGGAUCGUACCAACAUGCAACGUGUCGAAAUCGACUUCACUCCUUCAGCGAGCCGAUAUAACGCCAGAAUCAUACCUGUUACUGGAGGUGCGGAGCUUCUCAAUGCUCUAUCAGAGUCGUGUCCAAAUCUCAAGCUGCUCGAUAUCACGCGCAUACCAUACUCACCGAGCGUGGCAUUCGAGAAGUUCAUGCGAGUCAACGACCGUCAUUUGCAAACGGUCUCUCUCAAGCACUCGGAUUUCAGCGACUUGGCCCUUAGUGAAUUGGCGCGUCUCCCUCCUUCAACACUCUCAGCGCCACAUAGUCUCGUCGAUCUCGAGCUUGGAGGAUGUGGCCUGACCACCAGCAGCAGCGCCAUCCUAAUCCUCGAGAACUACGCGCUUUUACGCAGCUUGAACCUAUUAUCAACAAUGGCAAGAACCAUCCAUCUGUUCACAGGCAGCAAGCCCUGGCCAUGUGCCAAGGUACUGGAAAAGUUCAGUAUCGCCAUCCAACCGAUCGAAUUCUGCUCUCCGCUCAAGCUGUACAUGCCUGAAGAGCAGCAGCUGACCAGGGAGCGACUGUGCUCAUUCACAUCCCUCCUUUUACUGGAUUUUAGGGGUGAGGCAUCGACUUUCGAAAUCGCACAGGACUUUUCGUUCGCUCCAAACCUUCGGAAGAUGACUCUCUGGUUUAUGUUGCUGGCGGAUGAAGACAAAACGUAUAAUCGGGUAUCUGCAGCGGUCGAGGAGCACAAGGAGGCGUUGUUCCCGGGCUCCUCGGACUGGGAUGUGAUGUGGUUCGGGGGGUACGCCCGGAGACGACCCUACAACUGGCCUCCCGAACAGGCACAUGAUUCGGCUCGAGGAGGAUGCCUAGAGGCGGUGAAGCAUGAAUAUCGUUAUCGUUGGGUUCCAGCUUGUUAA
Molecule: messenger RNA, 1695 nt
Organism: Gamsiella multidivaricata
Lineage: Eukaryota; Fungi; Mortierellomycota; Mortierellomycetes; Mortierellales; Mortierellaceae
Exons: 2
Coding region: 1-1695 (564 amino acids)
Source: RefSeq, a predicted model, not a curated record